AUGGCUGAGGUGAGGGCCCGGGCGGGAGGCGGUGCCUGAGGCGGACCCCCCCCCCCCGCUAUCCAGGGCGGAGCGGGCCGGGCGUCACGUGCCGCUCUGCGGAGGCCGGGCGGGCUGCGAGCAUCCCCGGAGCUGCGGCGAGCGGGGCGGUCACGGCGGGGAGCCGGAGCGAUUGGGAUUGGUGUGUUUAAAGAAUAAACAACAAUUCCACAAUGGAAGAAAGGGCAAAUGGUACAGUGGCUCAUAACUCACUGGCUGGAUACUCUCCCAUCAAGGAAGCAGGCAAGCCAGAUUCAAGUGACAGCUGUGAAAUGUAUGAAAGAAACAAAGAAACCAUGCAGCUGAAGAAAGAAAUCUCUUUGCUUAAUGGAAUCAGCCUCAUUGUAGGCAACAUGAUUGGUUCAGGUAUCUUUGUCUCGCCUAAAGGAGUUCUCAUCUACAGUGCCUCCUAUGGAUUGUCGCUAAUAAUCUGGGCAACUGGGGGGCUUUUUUCAGUGUUUGGAGCUCUCUGCUAUGCUGAACUGGGAACUACUAUUACCAAGUCAGGAGCCAGCUAUGCAUAUAUCUUGGAGGCCUUUGGGGGCUUUAUUGCUUUUAUUCGCUUAUGGACCUCAUUAUUAAUUGUUGAGCCAACUAGUCAGGCAAUUAUUGCAAUAACCUUUGCUAACUACAUUGUGCAGCCUGUCUUCCCUUCUUGUGAGCCUCCUUAUGUUGCCUGUCGUCUCAUCGCAGCUGCUUGUAUAUGUCUUCUAACAUUUAUAAAUUGUGCCUAUGUUAAAUGGGGAACAAGGGUGCAGGAUGUAUUCACGUAUGCUAAAGUCAUUGCCCUUAUUGUCAUCAUCAUAACAGGAAUUGUUAGACUAUGCCAGGGACAUUCAGGACACUUUCAGAACUCCUUUGAGGGAUCUUCUUGGGACCUAGGAGACAUUUCUCUUGCACUGUAUUCUGCCCUGUUCUCUUACUCAGGCUGGGACACCCUUAAUUUUGUAACAGAAGAAAUCAAAAAUGCAGAAAGGAAUCUGCCACUGGCUAUUGCAAUUUCUAUGCCCAUUGUGACGGUUAUCUAUAUUUUGACCAACAUAGCUUACUAUACAGUGCUGGAUAUUAAUGCUGUUCUUUCUAGUGAUGCUGUGGCGGUGACAUUUGCUGACCAGGUGUUCGGCAUUUUCAGUUGGACAGUUCCUGUUGCUGUAGCUGUUUCAUGUUUUGGUGGACUUAAUGCAUCAAUUUUAGCAUCAUCUAGGCUAUUUUUUGUAGGAUCCCGGGAAGGUCAUCUCCCUGAUCUAUUGUCCAUGAUCCAUAUAGGAAGGUUCACACCUGUACCAGCGCUGCUCUUUAAUUGUACUAUGGCCCUCAUUUAUCUGACUGUAGAAGAUGUCUUCCAGCUUAUUAACUACUUCAGUUUCAGUUACUGGUUUUUUGUGGGACUAUCAAUAGCUGGCCAAUUAUACCUCCGCUGGAAGGAACCAGAUCGACCCAGGCCUCUCAAGCUGGGCUUGUUUUUCCCAAUAGCUUUCUGUAUAUGCUCAGUAUUUCUGGUGGUGGUGCCUCUGUAUAGUGACACCAUUAAUUCAUUGAUCGGAAUUGGCAUUGCUAUAUCUGGAAUUCCAGUCUAUUUCAUUGGAGUCUACUUGCCCAUAUCCAGAAGGCCUCCAUUUAUCAACAACAUCUUAGGUGCUAUCACUCGAGACAUCCAGGUGCUUUGUAACAGUGUUUUGACAGAGAUGGACAGUAAAGAUAAGAAAUUAGAGACCAAAGCUAACUAAAAAUAUAAAGCAAUUCCA
Molecule: messenger RNA, 1784 nt
Organism: Dermochelys coriacea (leatherback sea turtle)
Lineage: Eukaryota; Metazoa; Chordata; Testudines; Dermochelyidae
Gene: SLC7A6
Product: solute carrier family 7 member 6
Exons: 10
Coding region: 213-1766 (517 amino acids)
Biological process (GO): amino acid transmembrane transport
Cellular component (GO): membrane
Molecular function (GO): L-amino acid transmembrane transporter activity
Source: RefSeq, a predicted model, not a curated record